Messenger RNA from Erinaceus europaeus (western European hedgehog), 1966 nucleotides. Its product is annotated as potassium/sodium hyperpolarization-activated cyclic nucleotide-gated channel 4-like. The coding region runs from base 1 to 594 and encodes 197 amino acids. The transcript has 2 exons. Lineage: Eukaryota; Metazoa; Chordata; Mammalia; Eulipotyphla; Erinaceidae. The record is from RefSeq and is a predicted model, not a curated record.
AUGCCGCGGGCAUCCCCGCGCCCGCUCCGAGAGCCCCCGGACGACGGCGACGCCGCGGAGGCGGCGGCGGGACCCGCGUUCUCAUGGACUCCGCGGCCCGCGGCGGCCUGCGGGUCAGGCGGCGGCUCCAGCAGCGACGCCGAAAGCUGGGAGGGAAGAGACGCGGGGAGCGAGACGGCGGCUGGACCGUGCGACUGCUGCGGCGUCCGAGCGGUCCGGGCACCAGCGACGCCCCGCCCCGUGCCGCGGCUCCCGCCUCGAGCUCCCGGCGCGCACCGACGCCGGCUGCAACCCGAACCUCCAAGGACUCCGCCCUCUCCGGGCCCCGCCCUCGCGUCGCGUCGCGUCGCAGGAUCUGGAGGCCGCAGCGCGCCGGAAAUACGUCAUCUUAGAAGGAAAGAAUCCAACCUUAUACUUCAGAACAGGAAGUUCGCUACAAGAGAAAGUUUGUUCUCUUCAGACAACAAGUCCACCAGUGAGACUGCUGCAACCCAGUCAAAAGGAAACCAUCACUGUGCAUUUCUUUUUGCAUUAAGAUACCACUUUAUUUUUUAUUUAAUUAAAAAAGGAGUUAUUAACAAAACCGUAGGAUAGGUGAGGUACAACUCCAAACAAUUCCCACCACCAGAUCUCUACAUCCCCUCCCCUCCCCUGAUAACUUCCCUAUUCUUUAUCCCUCUGGGAGUAUGGACCCAAGGUCAUUGUGGGAUGCAGAAGGUGGAAGGUCUGGCUUCUGUAAUUGCUUCCCCACUGAACAUGGGCAUUGACUGGUUGAUCCAUAUUCCCAGUCUGCCUCUCUCUUUCCCUAGUAGGGUGGGUUUCUGGGGAAGCGGAGCUCCAGGACACAUUGGUGGGGUUCUCUGUCCAGGGAAGUCUGGUUGGCAUCAUGGUAGCAUCUGGAACCUGGUGGCUGAAAAGAGAGUUAACAUACAAAGCCAAACAAAUCGUUGAACUUAUCGCACCAAAGUAAAAGACUCUGGGGUGGGGGUGGAUGGGUGGGGAGAAUACAGGUCCAAGAAGGAUGACAGAAGACCUAGUGGGGGUUGUAUUGUUACAUGGGAAAUGGGGGAAUGUUAUGCAUGUACAAACUAUUGUAUUUACUGUUGAAUGUAAAACAUUAAUUCCCCAAUAAAGAAAAAAAUAGUUGAAUAAUUAUGGACCUAAAGGCUGGAAUAGUGCAGAUGAAGUGUUGUGGGGGUACUCACUGCAGACUGUUGUGUACUUUUGCUUUCAGGUAUAUAUUUUGCCCUAGUUUAUGGAUACAUGUGAACAUAUGCUUUAUCUCAGGGGACCUGGUCUAUAUCUAGGUUUUGGGACUUUGUUGGGAAGUGAACCACUUGGAUUAGAGAAUACUAUGAAAGGAAAGGUCUCACCCGAUUAAUGAAGCUGAAGGGUUGUCAUUCCACACCUGAAGUCUCUGGUCACAGUCUGAAGUGAAGCAUGUUGAGGUAGCACUUGUUGCGUUGAUUAGGUUGUGAUCCGCGGAUGCAAUAUUAUUUGAUAUGAAAUGAGAGCAGCAUGCAGAAAAAUGCGCCCAACCCUGAGGCUCCAGGACUGGGGGAAAUAUAGACUCUAUAAUGGAAAUCUGAGGUUCCUGCUGUCUUAGGGUUCAGGAGACAAUGGAUAGUUAUUGUUAUCAUCACAUUAUUUGGUAAUUGGGUUAACUUUGAAAAGUCCUUUUGUUAGUAUUUGCUGUAUAAUACCCAACAUCUUGUAUAUAGCUGUGCUACUGGUUGCUUCUGUUCUCCCUGGUCUAGGCUUUUGAGAGAGUUAAUAUAUCAAAGAACUGGAAGUAAUUAGGCGAUAUAGUAAGGUGUCAGGCUACAAAAUCAAUGUACAAAAAUCAGUGGCAUUUCUUUAUGCAAACACUAAAUCUGAAGAAGAAGACAUCCAGAAAUCACUCCCAUUCACUGUUGCAGCAAAAUCAAUAUAAUACCUAGGAAUAAAGCUGACUAAAGAAAUGAAA